This is a messenger RNA of Hyposmocoma kahamanoa, 7608 nucleotides long. RefSeq names its product protein transport protein Sec24D-like (gene Sec24CD). Lineage: Eukaryota; Metazoa; Arthropoda; Insecta; Lepidoptera; Cosmopterigidae. Gene Ontology annotation, biological process: intracellular protein transport; endoplasmic reticulum to Golgi vesicle-mediated transport; COPII-coated vesicle cargo loading. The record is from RefSeq and is a predicted model, not a curated record. Gene Ontology annotation, molecular function: SNARE binding; zinc ion binding. Gene Ontology annotation, cellular component: COPII vesicle coat; endoplasmic reticulum exit site.
GCCAGAAUACGUGGCCCCGAAACUGUAUGUGAAUUUGUGUCUUGUUUACAUUUUUUACCGUAUUAUUUCGCCAGGAAACCCUACAGGAGCCGUUUAUCGGCUUCAAGCAAGAUGAUGAAUCCACAAUUCCCACCUCCGGGCCAAAAUAAUAAUGUACCAGUAAACCCUAUCCAUCCUCCUGGUUCUCAAGACUACAAUGGUGUCCAGAACGCCAACAUGUUCAACCAGAUACCUCCAAAUGGACCACCAAAACCGUUUGACCAUAAUGACAUGUCGCAUAAAAUGCAAAGCAUGAAUAUAAACGGUCCUGGUUUCCCAAAUGUAUCAAACUCACAGCUGCCACUUGGUCAAAUGCCACCAGCAAGUUUUCCUCCUACGUCAAACUUUGGUCAAGUGCCUCCAGGGCAAAUGCCACCGGGGCAAAUGCCACCAGGGCAAAUGCCUCCACUGCAAAUGGCACCAGGAAGGCCACCAGUCGGUGGAGCACAGUUUCCGCCUCAGAAACCUCCUCCCUCAUCUACGCCUGGUCAGUUCAUGCCACCACAGAGCCACACUCCUGAUACGAGUAGACAGUUGCCUCCAAUGAAUCAAGCGAGUUCUCAACCCAGUCAUGGCUCAAUGGGACCACCGCAAGGAUCACACCAAGGGCCACCACAAGGACCACCACAAGGUCCACCACAAGGACCACCACAAGGUCCACCACAAGGUCCACCACAAGGACCACCACAGGGUCCACCAGGUCAAAUACCUCCAAGUUCUCAACCAGGGCUUCCACUUUCCGGGAUGGGAAGACCAGGGCCUCAACAACAGCCUUCGAAACCAAUGCCACCACAGAUGGGUGGUCCACAAGGCCAACAACCUGGGUUACCUCAACAACCAGGUUUAUCCCAACAACCAGGCUUAUCUCAACAACCUGGUUUACCGCCACAACCAGGUCAAGGACCAGGAGGUCCAAAAAUGCCACCACAGCCAGGGCAGCCUGGUAUGCCACCUCAAUCUCAACCUGGUCCAAUGCCAGGACAGCCAGGAUUACCACCACAGCCUGGUCAUCUACAGGGUCAACCAGGAUUACCACCUCAACCAGGACAGCAAGGGAUGCCACAACCUGGACAGUUUGGACAACCUGGAUUACCUCCUCAAUCUGGUCCACAAGGUUUAACACUGCAAUCUAGACAACCACUACAGCCUGGUCAACCUGGGCUUCCUCCUCAACCAGGGCUUCCGCCUCAAUCGGGUCACAUGAGCCAACCAGGUCUUCCACCUCAGCCAGGACAACCUGGUUUACCUCCGCAACCUGGUCAAAUGCCUGGUCGGCCAGGAUUCCCUCAACAACCAGGCCAACCUCAGCCUGGCCAAGGGUUACCACCACAACCCGGGUUAAGUCAGCCAGGGUUACCACCUCAACCGGGGAUGGCGUCGUCUUCUCAAUACAAUCAAUUCCAAUCUAGUCUGCCACAUAUGCCGCCGCCGAUGACGCAGCAAGGUUACCCUGGAGCUCCGGCGGGUCAACCAGGAUUCCAGCAACCGCCGACAACUGGAGGGUAUCCAGGCAUGCCGCCUAUGCCAAAUCAACCAGUCCAAAAUCAGCCAAUGCCUGGCCAGCAGCGAGGGUACCAGCAGCCUCCCUCGGGUUAUCCACAACAGUACCAACCUCCCUUCCCCGCCCAGCAACCCGGCUACCCUGGUGAGCAGUAUCAACAGCAGAAGAGAUUGGACCCUGAUCAAAUGCCAAGUCCAAUCCAAGUUAUGGCGGACGACCAGCAAAACCGCGGCGGGGUGUUCGUGACGAACGAGAAAGGCGCAGUUCCUCCUCUGGUGACCACGGACUUCACAGUGGACGACAAGGGCAACGCCAGUCCUCGCUAUAUACGCAGCUCCAUGUACAGCGUGCCCGUCACCGCCGAUCUGCUCAAACAGACCGCCAUGCCCUUCUGUCUUGUUAUAGCCCCAAUGGCAGAGACGGUUGGCACAGAAUUGGAGCCCCCCGUUCUGGACUUCGCGGCCCUCACGGGGUCCCCCGCAAUGGGCCCGGUGCGCUGCUGCCGCUGCAAAGCUUACAUGUGUCCGAACAUGAAGUUCAUUGACGCCGGUAGACAUUUCAAGUGCGCCUUUUGUAAAGCUACUACUGAAGUGCCGAUGGAGUACACGCAGUACGUGAACAGCAUGCAGCAGUACGGGCGCCUGCCCGCCGAGAUGGCUCUCGGCGCGUAUGAGAUCGUCGCCACCAAGGAGUACUGCAGGAACAACACGCUGCCUAAUCCCCCGGCGAUUGUGUUCCUCAUAGACGUGUCAUACAAUGCCAACAAAAUGGGAUUGGUGCAGACAGUCUCCCCUCAGACGCUGGCGUACAACGAGCUGGGCCAGGCGUGCUCGGCGGCGGGCGUGUGCGUGGAGCUGUUCGUGUGCAACAACGCCUACGUGGACGCCGCCACCAUCGGCCAGCUGCCCAGGCUCACCGGUGGACAGCUGCACAAGUACACCUACUUCACGGCGGAGCUGGACGGGCCGCGGCUGGUGGCGGACGUGCGGCGCGUGGCGGCGCGGGCCACGGCGCACGACGCCGUGAUGCGCGUGCGCACCUCCACGGGCGUGCGCGCCACCGACUUCUACGGCCACUUCUUCAUGUCCAACACCACCGACAUCGAGCUGGCGGCCAUCGACGCCGAUAAAGCAGUGGGCAUAGAAAUAAAGCACGACGACAAGUUGACGGCAGAAGACGGCGUGUACAUCCAAGCGGCGCUGCUGUACACGCACCGCAACGGGCAGCGGCGCCUGCGAGUGCUGAACCUGGCGCUGAACGUGGCGCACCAGCUGGCCGACGUCUACCGCAGCACGGAGCUGGACACGCUCAUCAACUUCCUCACCAGAUCAGCGGUGUGGGGCCUGCGCGAGUACACGCCGCGGCAGAUCCGCGAGGGGCUGUCGACGCGCUGCGCCAAGUCGCUGACGGCCUACCGCCGCCACUGCGCCUCGCCGUCGUCGGCCGGCCAGCUGGUGCUGCCCGAGUCCAUGAAGCUGCUGCCGCUGUACACCAGCUGCAUGCUGCGCUCCGACGCCAUCGCGGGGGGCCCCGACCUGACGUGUGACGACCGCUCGUGCGCGAUGUACCGCGCGCUGACCGCCGACGUGGCCACGUCGGUCGUGUACACGUACCCGCGGCUGCUGCCGCUGCACCGCAUCACCGAAAUACAACCGCUGCCGCAGCUGAGAGCGUCGGUCGACAAGAUGAACGACCAGGGCGUCUAUUUAUUAGAGAACGGCGUCCACAUGCUGAUGUGGAUCGGCUCCGCGGCCAGCCCCGAGUUCGUGCGCGCCGUGUUCGGCGUGCCGUCGCCGCAGCAGGUGGACACGCAGGUGGGCGAGCUGCCGGCGCUGGACAACGCCGCCAGCGCCGCGGCGCGCGCGCUGGUGGCCGACGCGCGCCGCCGCCGCCGCGUGGCCAUGCGCCUAACAAUGAUGCGGCAACACGACAAGCUGGAAGCAGUCCUCCGCCAUUUCCUUGUCGAAGAUCGCGGUGGACGGCAGCGCUUCCUACGUCGACUACCUGUGCCAUGUGCACAAGGAAAUACGGGCGCUGCUAUAGUAUUUGGCUUAUUAGACCUAGUGACGUCGAUACAAAGGUACUGGUGCUGGAAAUUAGAGAACUUGGAGAAUUUUAUGAUAUUUAUUAGGUACGCAUUCGUGUCAUGCUGCUUUACAAUCCGGUAUUUCUUUCUCCGGUUUCAAAAGAGGCGUUUCUUUCGAAAUUUGAAAUGUACCAUGAGCAUUUCGGUGAACGGAGACCUCGGGAAACGUCUGAAGUUUCGCCAACGGGUCUCCUCUCAGGAGAACCCUCGCCUGAGAGGAGAUCCGUGCCAUGAUUUCCUUUUGUUCGAUUUAUUCCCUUAAGAUAAAAUGAUUUAAUUUUCCUAAUCCUGUUUAAAUUAUGAACACUCCAUAUUACAUUAAACUAAAUUCUACAAGUUCCUUAAUUUCACGGCUACUGUACCUACUUUACAAUGUAAGCCAUGUUUUCUGAUGACGUCACUAACCUAGUAUUACAAUUUUGAGGUUUGUUAACAACAAAAAAGGAGGGUUAGCAACAAAAAGUUCCAAUUUCACGUGUCCUUAUCCAACAACACUGAUUAGCAAUCUCAUCAUUGCCGAUUAGUAUAGGGAUAUUUAUGAUGUCAUUAGUAAAUAUGGCGAACAUACGUCACUAUGCAUAAGGUCUUGUACACUGCCCGUACGUAUGAAACUUGGAUGUAUUUUGAAAUAAAAAUGUGAAUAAAUACGAGUCAAUAAGUAAAUAACUGAAUUUUUACUUAUUUGCUUAGGUAUAUAGACAAAAAUUCUCCAUGAUUGAGUCAAUUGAGUGAGAAUGUUAAUUAGAAAAUUCAGUUUUAGCAUAUAUCAGUGUUGUGUCAAAAAAGUAUGGAAGUAAUUAUUAAUACAAUGAUCGAACACAAAGAAACAUUCCUUGUAUCCCGCUGGAUCAGAGCCAGCGACCUCUUUAUACAGUGGCUGGUCCAGCCAGAUCGAAUUGUAUUAAUAAUUAUAAUAAAGUAGUGGGGUGAUUUCACAAAAAAUAAUUGAAUAAACAUUGUGAUAUUCAAUAAUCUUAAUGUUAAAGCUAUAGAAAUAACUUUAAAGCAUAGAUAAUUCAAGCGUCUUUUUUUUAAUUCAACGAAAAAUUUGCUGCAUCCCGAGACCCCGAAAAAUACGUCCUUUCAAAAAUGCGUAAAUAAUUUCCUCCUCGUCAAAUUCUAUGGCCCAUAUUAUAUUGCGGCGGCAAGGAAUGGAAGCGAAUUUUUGUAACGAUAUUGAACAUAGCGUGAUGAACUUUAUGGUCAAUUGUGUACAAACUAGAUACGAGCCAAAAAUCAAGUCGCGCGUUUUCCGCGGAAACGCCUAGCGACGGCGAAAUACUUUAGCCUCAAGGCGCGGUCGCUAGAGUGCUCGAGCAGCGAAAUUGACACUUCCAUUCUAUUCCGUUCCGCCGCAAUGUAAAUUGAGCUUUAUAGUAACAUUUCGACGCCUUACUUUCUAUUUAUUUUAAAGGAUAUUAAUUUGGAUGCAUUACUUUCAGAAUAGGCAAAAGCCAGUGUGUGAAUAUGAUGGAAAUGAGACGUGAAAUCAGAAUGAAAAAUUCGUAUUUUAUACAAUCCAUGUUUUGCAUUUCAGUUACUUUGUUUUUUAAGAUGCGACUUUGAGAAAGUAAGGCGACGAUUUAAUUGUAAUUUUUUAUUAUUAAUAAAUCACUUGACAUUUAAAUAUUGGAUGGCCCGACAUUGCUACUCUAUUGUACGUAAUAUUUUAUUUCCUUUAUAUAAUAAUAUACCGGACACAUAAUUUGAGCCACCUUGUAUUUACAAUACUAAAUACCCGCUUAAACAAUGCUUGAUUGAUAUCAAGAACUGUUAUGCAACUUUGAAACUGGUAAACUAAACGUUAUUUCCUCAAGUCCUUAUUGAAAAUUUGAAUUUAAAAAACCGGUGAAAACUUUUCCUUCGACGGUAACUAUAUUUUUAUACUCCGUUUAAGGAUAAAAAUGCAAUGUGGCUCGAAUUAUGUGUUCGGGAGUGUAUUUUCAGAGGAAAUUCCGAAAUUUCGGGAGAAAUAUUAUUCAUACACAAACUUGACGAAUUACACACUAUACAAUUUAGUACACAAUUUUGAGUUGAGCAAGAAAUCUGUUGAAAAUCUAGGCGAGACUAAGUGAUGUAAGCGAUUGUUCUGCUCGCGUUUUAACGUUUACUGGAACAGUAAUGAAGUUCCAAUGCUCUAUUUUGCCAUGCAACUGACUGUUCUAUACAUGGUUAUUUAUAAAGUACUAUAAUAACCACCUCUCAGUAGUAUUUACUGAUACCAUAGACAACAACUUUUGUUCCAUUACAAAACGAAUGAUAAAUUUAAAAAGACGUAAAUGUCGUUAAAAACCGAAUACGAAGACACGACAGCAAGCACAGAAAAAUUCGCUGGUUCGUUCCGUGGCUUAGUUGGUGUAGCCUCUGCCACGGUAUGCUAGAAGACGUCGAUUCGAAUCCGGCCGGAUAGAAGUAGUUUUUACAUUAUAAAUUUUUCUUGUUCUAGCGUCCUUCCCGACGACACUAUUUUUAUUUUUGUACGAAAGUAAAUCUCGUAAAUUAUUAAAAGUUAUAGAACAAUAACAUGAAUUGGCAUGAAUGGCCGUAAUAUAGAAUUCAGAAUUUCUCUAAUAAUUUUCAUUAAAUUUUCAACUUACGUUCAUAAGUCGAAAUGAAAAUGACAGAAGUUGUAUUGCAAUUCCAAUGUAUUUCUUAAUUUUAUGCGUAUUUUCAGUACAAGACCUGAACAAGACAUAAGUAUGUAAGCCUUUUUAUAACGUGUUAUUAUUAAGAAUGACAUCACCAGACGAUGAAAAGCUUUUUUUACCCUCAGAUGGACUUUGGUGAUCACUGUUCUGCCCCCCCCUUAUCAUAACUAAUGUAAUCAAAGAUCUACAACCCCCGCUAAUCCGUUUUUUUAUAUCUUAUUUAGUUUUGAUAUUAUGACUAGGAGAGCAGUGUUCAUGUUCAGUCCUUAAACAUUUUGACGUCAUCAAAGAGCUACCUUAAAGCAUAUUUUGAUGUGAAAGGUGGAAAAAAUCAAUACGACAUGAAGUAAGAAUAUUCUUUUAUUUUUCUUAAUAUAAAUAACUGCUUUCACAACCAGCAUCAAUAACAAUGUUUUUUUUUAUGAUACACGACGAGACGAAGAAGUCGUGCGCCUGGUGGUUAGCGACAUGCCUGUUCACAACAAUUACAGUGUCACUCAGAUGGCAGUACUUCCCUGGUCGUCCAGGUUUUCUGUUUCACAAGGAGCUCUACUAAAAUUGUGUAAAUUUAGUAGUUAAACGUGUACUUUGUGUUCUAUUAGAUUUCAUGGAUGUAUCCAAUUGUAAUAAAUUGAUAAUAAAUCUAUAAGGAUAAGUCCUAUCGACUAGUAUAAUAAAAUAGAGUGCUCAUUUUUUUGCAUUUUUAGUUAAAAGAUCACUUAAUUGCUUAGGUAGUUCCCCUUUAUAUGCCAUUGAUUUUUUUCACCCUGUAUACCUGAAUACUUAUGUAAUAAAACUUGUCACGGAAUUUGUACAGAAAACAACUUACACGAGAAUAAAAAUGAUAGAACUGAAACGACGGUAUUGCCAUGAACUCGUGCUUAUUUACUAUCAUUGUUGGAUGUGCUCGGACUGAAGGCCAUUAAUAAUGAACCUAAUAAAAUAUUUACAGUGUUAUGUGAGUUUGUAAGCUACCACCCAAUUGGUAAUGGUGACCGUGAGUGGUAAAUUAAUUGCAAAUUAUAUAACAUUCGUGUUGAAGUACCGUUGGUAUAACAAUGGCACAUGUAGUCAAACGUCAAAAGCGCUUUUUAUCACAUGAUGAACUGCGUAAAAUAAAUUUAAUAAGCCAUGGUAGCCUGGCUUGACCUACCGCCUUUCAAGGAGAUGCCAUGAGUAUAAAUUUUACCAUGAGCUUUCCGGCGAAGGACUAUAGCCUAAACCGCCGACUGAGAGGAGACCCGUGUCUAGCAGUGCGACGUACAAAUGUUUGGUCCCAUUUAUAGCAUAAAAAAGUUGUUGAUUAAUUUAGUUUGUAGAAUAUUUAAAUCUCU